Myxozyma melibiosi is the source of this 612-nucleotide messenger RNA. RefSeq lists its product as uncharacterized. The record is from RefSeq and is a predicted model, not a curated record. The transcript has a single exon. NCBI's taxonomy places the organism in Eukaryota, Fungi, Ascomycota, Lipomycetes, Lipomycetales, Lipomycetaceae. Bases 196 to 507 code for a protein of 103 amino acids.
CUCCUGCUUGCCGCCGAAGCGGGCCGCAGCCACAGACUCUGUUCUUCCGCCAAUAACUUUGUGUGAAGACUGUUUGGGGGUUGCCGUUUAGGGGAGUACUUACCGCCUGUAUCUAGAUUCCUUCUAGUUAUAGAGAGAGAUGUUGUUGGUAGUCUAUAGUUGCUAGUAUAGUUAUUAGUUAGUUAUCAGUUUAAGAUGAAGUAUUCUUACAGACUUGUUCAUAUCUAUGACUUAUCGCGCAGCACUCUUCCGGGUAUCAGAGAAUGCAUCUGCUCUUCUCUUCUGGGUGUUGUUCUUGUUCUGUAUCCUGUUCUAUAUCCUGUUCUGUAUCCUCUUCUAUAUCCUGUUCUAUAUACUCUUCUGUCUAUUCUAUACUCUUCUCUUCUCUCUUCUCUUCUCUCUUCUCUUCUCUCUUCUCUUCUCUUCUCUGCACACUCUACUCAUCAUCACCACCACCACCACCACCACCAUCUACUCUACAUCCGCCACCGCCACAUCUGCCCCUAAAUCUUUAUUCUCCUGCCUUGUCGUUCGCUAUCUCCUCUUCCUCUUCUCUGCCUAGCGCCUCGCCCGCCUCCUAAACGCCUUCCCGACUUUGCCGGCGCCGCUCUC